AUGCGGUUAUGUUUCUCUACCGAUCACGUUCGCAACAGCACCAUUACUAAUGAACAGGGACAAGUUAUCUACAAAGUCAUCACGCCAUUCCGCCCAUUCUUCAUGAAGGGGACUAGCACAAUCUGGAAGAUUAUACCAAACACCCCGCCUCUGUACUCCAAGAAGAGAACUGACGAAUUGAACAUCGAGUUGGAAUCUGAUGGGGAAGAUCCUGAAGAUCCCAAUGACCCUGGUGUUCCAACCAUGGCCGAAGAUAUCCAUGUAACGCAGUCCGACGAGGAGGAAGAGGAGGAAGAGAUCAUCUUGGACAUGCAAGAUCGUUUCGAACAGCUCGCGCAGAUCGAAUUCCACAAGUUUCAAACAUCACGCAUUCGAUGGUUCGGGCUCAAUAGACUAGGUCAAGGGGAAGUUUCCACGAAAGAGUUCAUUCCAUCACGUGGCAUUUCGCGCAGAUCGCGUACCUUUACUGGACCUGAUGACCGCGUGUAUCGUUGGCAUCUUGGGAUGAGGGUGUGCAAGCUCUAUCGUGAAAGCGAUCCCGAUAAGCCCGUUGCCCAAUAUCACCGGUACAGUUUGGGUCUCCUCUCUGGGAAACGCCCCCGAUGCGGUUUUCUUGAUAUCAAUCUGCCAAAGCCCAACCAGGGCCAUAGUGACGAACACACCGACACCGAUAACUAUACUGAUCACGAGCUUGAAUCUACCUUGGAAGAUAUCAUCAGCCCUGAGCUUCUGGACACCAUAAUUGUUACAUUCAUAUACGUUGAAAAAUUAAGGCGAGAAAGAGAAAAAGCCUGGAAGAAAGACAUUAGGUGGAAUUACUAG
Molecule: messenger RNA, 822 nt
Organism: Suillus clintonianus
Lineage: Eukaryota; Fungi; Basidiomycota; Agaricomycetes; Boletales; Suillaceae
Exons: 3
Coding region: 1-822 (273 amino acids)
Source: RefSeq, a predicted model, not a curated record